AUGGUCUUCACCUUCGUCCUGUGCUACGUGGUCCUGGCCACUGCGACUAUCGCCAAGCCCGGGUCGCAGCUGACCAAGCAGAACUUCUACUUCGGCUUGGCAAUCGCCUCGUGUGUCACUGCCGGUGGCUUUGCUGCUGGAGCACUGUCCGGUGGCGAGCUGAACCCGGCGGUGUCAACAGGCUCGCAUUUAGCGGCUUUGAGUUCGCCGGAGCGCUGCUGGCCGCCACAGGGCCCAGUGGUGAUUGCAUUCUAUGUGACCCAUCCGACGGAGAUGGAAAAGGAAGCAACCUGGUACUCCUGCUAUGCGGCCGAGUUCCUUGGCACCUUCGUACUGGUCUUUACCGUGGUUUGCAACGUGCUGGCUUCCAACGAGAACUGGUCACCUACUUCAAUUGCUUGCUCCUUGAUGGUCAUGAUCUAUGCAACGGGAGCAGUGUCCGGAGGUCAUCUGAAUCCAGCAGUCACCUUUGCCAUUUCUUUGGCGACCGGUGAUUGGUCGUUGAAAGCAGCGGGGUAUGUCGCAUCACAGCUCGUGGGUGGCAUUGCUGCUGGUUUCGCUGCUUGCAGCCUGUUCACAGAUGUGGCUGAUGUUGGUGUGAAGGAUCCUUAUCACGUAUCCUACGCACUGAUGGCAGAGUUCAUCUACACUGCCAUGUUGGCCUUCACUGUGCUUAAUGUGGCGGUCUCCAAGCGCAACAACUCUGCCACUGAUGGCAACAACUUCUAUGCCUUAGCUAUUGCGUGGGUCAUCAUUGCCGGAGGCUAUGCGGUCGGAGGAGUCUCAGGCGCCGCCUUCAACCCGGCAGUGGCCAUCGGCCUGGAUGUCUCGAGCUACAGCAAGGGCGUCGGCAUGGGCUUUCUCUGGGGCUUGUUUGAACUUCUGGGAGCUGUGGCGGCAGUGGCGCUCUACCGGGUGCUUCGGCCGGAGGACUAUCUCGAUCUUGACGCCGCUGCCUUGGACAACUACCAACCUUCGUUGUCAGUUCAGGGCUGCGCUAAGGACGCUUCAAGCUUCAAGCAGCAAGGAUUUCGCUGCCCGAAUGUGGUUGAAAAUUGGACGCAAACACAGAGGCAGUUAGCACGUCUGAGCAUUCGGACGUGGUCGGUUAGUGUCGCUUUGCUGCUGAUCCUGAGCCAGAAAAAUCAGCCAACGCAGUACGCAACACGGCCAUUAAUUCAGGCAAAGCUCCUGAGUGAGUUCCUCGGCGUCUUCAUGCUCGUGCUGACUGUGGGCCUCAACCUUGUGAAUGGCUCCCCGGCGACAGCGUGGUCGGCAGCGGCAGCUUUGAUGUGCAUGAUCUAUUGUUUGGGAAACAUCUCCGGAGCUCACCUCAAUCCUGCUGUGACCAUGGCUGUUGUGGCCAGUGGUCGAAAGCUCUGUCAUCACUCUGAAGGCGUGGCAUACGCUUCGACGCAGCUUUUGGCAGGUACAGUCGCGGGCUUUGUGUACAGCAUGUACCAUGCUGCCGGACCAAAGCACCAUGUCCAAGAGUUGGUCGCUGGCCUCGUGGAGCUGUCUGCCACUUUGCUCUUGGCCUACGUCGUGCUCAGCUGUUCGUUGUUUCGAGAGAACGUGCAGAAGAGAGUCCCAUACCCAGCUAAAUUAGGCUUCUACUUCGCCUUGGCCAUCGGGUCGUGUGUUACGGUCGGUGGCUUUGCCAUCGGCGCAGUGUCCGGAGGUGAGCUGAAUCCUGCAGUGGCCCUGGGCAUCACAGCGGCCAGCGGAAUGCAGCAUCCAGCCGACACGGUGGACCACUCCUUCUCCAACUUCGUCCGCCUCGGGAUUUGGGAGAUGACGGGUGCUUUCGCGGCGGCAGCCUUCUUCAAGAUCAGUCACAGCAAGGCAACGGGCACAGGGGAAGGUUUCAGAGCUCUGGCCCUCGACUUCUUUUUCCGAUUACAGGGAGUAAGGCGGCACCAAAGGAAAGCUGUCCUAGAUGGUAGACUUCUGGUGACGACCACUGCAAAGGGCAAGGCCGAGGAAAGUUUGUCGAUAGCACAGCUAAGCCAAGUGGGUUGUCUGCGGUGGGGUAGGUUGCAGCGUUGGUUUGAUCAGAUGCCGCGCAUUUCACAGCUUUGUGAGCUGAAAAGUGCAUUGAGGGUUGCAGCCGAAGGCAUUGAAGCUCGCAGGCCACGAUCCGUCACGGAGCUGGCGCGGCCGGAGAAGGUCAUGGGAGACGAAUCCAAGGGAGCUUUCGGUCGGCGUGUGGCAGUAGCAGUGGCUUUCAGCACCGUGCUGGCACGCCCACGUCGUGCUAUGGCUCUAUCAGUGGCCACUGCAACGGAAGACGAGGUGGUGAAUGUCGUUGAUGGCGACACAGUAAAGCUGAAGCAAGCUGGCCGCUGCCGACUCAUCGGUGUAAACACCCCGGAGACGGUGGCUCCGAGGCAGAAGGAAGGUGCCCCGCCCGACUGCUAUGGGCCAGAGGCAUCGGCUCUGACGAAGGGCCUGCUACCACCGGGCAGCAAGGUUCGGAUCGAGUUCGAUGUGGAGCCCACGGACAAGUAUGGCCGACAACUCGUAUAUGUUUACAGGGCGACCGACGGCCUCUUCAUCAACGGCGAGUUGGUAAAGAAGGGGGCCGCAAGGCGCCUGCGGGUUCCUCCGAAUGUGCGGUACGACGACUUCUUCACAAAGCUGGAGACGGAUGCGCGUGCGGCUCGCGUCGGGUUGUGGAAAUCAUGCCCUGCCGGAGCUGUGGCGCCCUUGAUCGCCAAACCGUUUGUGGACCCCAAGGAGCUGAAGAAAACCACCUGCAGAGAUUUUUCCAGCUACCAGGAGGCGAAGGCCUGGUUUGACAAGUACUUUUCCCAGUACGGUGAUGUGGCCGGCCUGGACGGCGACAAAGAUGGCAAGCCGUGUGAGAAGCUUCUGAGAAGCAAGUGA
Messenger RNA from Symbiodinium sp. CCMP2456, 2889 nucleotides. NCBI's taxonomy places the organism in Eukaryota, Dinophyceae, Suessiales, Symbiodiniaceae. The record is from the annotation of a GenBank genome assembly.